This is a messenger RNA of Aspergillus melleus, 1659 nucleotides long. RefSeq lists its product as uncharacterized. Lineage: Eukaryota; Fungi; Ascomycota; Eurotiomycetes; Eurotiales; Aspergillaceae. Bases 1 to 1659 code for a protein of 552 amino acids. Gene Ontology annotation, molecular function: oxidoreductase activity, acting on CH-OH group of donors; flavin adenine dinucleotide binding. The record is from RefSeq and is a predicted model, not a curated record. The transcript has a single exon.
AUGCGGUUUCUCCAGGCAGGCUACCAAGCAGUCCUAGUUGCUACUCUUGGUGGCUUUACUGCGGCGUCCAGCUCCAGAAAUCAAUCCUACGAUUACAUUGUUGUCGGCGGAGGACCUGCAGGUAUCAUCACCGCGGAGCGAUUUGUUGAGGCUGGCAAGAAGGUCCUCCUACUUGAACGUGGUGUUGGUCCAACCGUUGAAACCGGAGCGAACGAGACUCUGCCCUGGAAUCACGCUCUGACGCCAAUUGAUUUACCUGGCCUGUCUGCGGAUAUUGGAAACACUAAUCAGUGGAAUGAGUACAUUUGCACCGAUACCGAGGGAACUGCCGCCUGUGUCUUAGGUGGCGGAGUAACCCUGAACUAUAUGGUCUUCGUGCACCCUCCCGAGCACGACUUCGAUGAUAACAACAACUGGCCUACGGGAUGGAAGUGGAACGACCUCAAGCCUGCGGCAGAGCGGCUUUACCAGCGCAACCCUGGUAGCACUCUGCCUUCUGCUGAUGGCAAACGUUACGACCAGGGCCUCUACACCGUUCUCUCCAACUUUUUCAGCAACAUUGGUUGGAAGUCUGUUGACAUGAGCGCCCAGCCUAACGAGAAGUACCAAGCCUAUAGCUAUCCGGCUUGGAACCUCAAGGACCAGAAGCGUGCUGGCCCCGUUCGCACCUACCUGCCUCUGGUCCAGAAGAACGAGAACUUCUCGCUGCGCCUCCGUGCUAAGGUGCUUCGUGUUGUGCGUGAUGGUAGCAAGGUGACCGGUGUCGAACUGCAGCUCGCUUCCGGCAAGACUGAAAUCGUUCCCCUUGCUCCGAAUGGCCGUGUCGUGCUUGCUGCCGGUGCUCUCUCCACCCCUCGUCUUCUCUUCAACUCUGGAAUCGGACCUAAGAAGCAGAUCGAAAACGCCCAGAAGGGCGGUAUCAACGUUCCUUCAGAGGAGCAGUGGCUCGACCUGCCCGUUGGUGUUGGCCUUCGUGAUCACCCCAUCUUCCCUAUCUCCGUCCAGACCAACGGCUCUUUUGGCAUUCCCAACUAUGACCGCAUCCUGAAUGGCACCGACUAUAACGACAUCGCACUUUACCGCCAAGGAAACGGUCUUCUGACCCAGGGCAAGCACCGCAUGAUCUUCUUCACCAGCAACGAAAUCGACGGACAGACUCGCUACUACCAAGGUUCUUGUGCUCCCAAUGCUAACUCUAAACUUGACAUCACCGCCUACAUGACACAUGGCGCCACCUCUACCGGAGUUCUGGGCAUUGACACGACCCAGAAGACUGUCUUUGAACAGUCUCCUUACUUGCAGACCCAGGAGGACAAGGUCGCGGCCCGCGCGUUUGUCCAGCAGAUGAUCAACGACAUCACUGCCCCCGGAACCGGUCUUCAAUUGAUCACCAACCUUAACGCUUCGGCGAUUAUCGAUGCCAUGACUGUUGGCAUUCAUUACACAAGCACCGCUAAGAUGGGUACCGAUAGUGGUCUUCACGGUGGCUCCUCUGUUGUGGAUACUAACACCAAGGUUUACGGCAUGGACAAUCUGGUAAAUUUUCAUUCUCUCAUUCUCCUCUUCGAAAUGCAAGCUAAUCGCAAUGCCUACAGUAUGUCGUCGAUGGUAGUAUCCACCCUGAUCUGCCUACCGGUAACAUCCAGAGCACCAUCAUGA